Messenger RNA from Ilyonectria robusta, 972 nucleotides. RefSeq lists its product as uncharacterized. NCBI's taxonomy places the organism in Eukaryota, Fungi, Ascomycota, Sordariomycetes, Hypocreales, Nectriaceae. The record is from RefSeq and is a predicted model, not a curated record. The transcript is spliced from 3 exons. The coding region runs from base 1 to 972 and encodes 323 amino acids.
AUGCGGCCCAACCCUUGCGGUUAUCAGCGUUGCAAUCCUCGUCGGAAUUUGGAACCUGUUUGUGCAGCUCCUGGGACCAUCUGCCGUAACACGCCGGCAAGACUUAGGAUCGACGGUCAGACUGUCGUCUCGCAGUUUUGUCGGUACCAUGCAUGUUGGAAAGCGGAUGGCCGUAGGGCUUGUCCGAUAGCAAAGUUUCCUCGAGAGGCGUUUUGCCGCGAGCAUAUGAGAUGUACCGCGGUUGAGAGCGGGAUCAGAUGCAGCAUGAACGUCAAGGAUGGGAACCCAGGGAUCUACAGCUUUUGCACAGAAUUCCAUCUUUGUGCCUCUCCCGGUUGCGAGAACUCACGAGUGCGACAAAACGGCGAGGACUUCCAGUUCUGCAACGACCACCGCUGCGAUCACGACAACUGCCGCAACCCUAAAGGAACAGGGCCAUUCUGCAGGACACACACCUGCGAUGAUACUCACUGUGCCUCUUUCGUGUCAGGCGGCGACUUCGGCGAUCCGGUACGCUUCUGCGAGCGACACCGGCGGUGCCUAAAGCUCUACUGCGACCGUUUCUGCCACGUCCGCGAGAACGGCCUGCCAUCGCCAUUUUGCGGCGCGCACUACUGCGAGUUUUCAGACUGCGGCAAUGAGCGGGAGGCCGCGGCGCAUUGCCGGGAGCAUACGUGCAGCGAGGCGGGCUGUAUGAAGGGCAGGGAGUCGACGACAGGGCUGUACUGCAAGGAGCAUGGGUGCAAGACCAAAGGAUGCCACAUGAAGAGGAUUGGGAGAGAGUAUUGUCCGUAUCAUGAGUGUGUCGUUGAUAGGUGUGAGGCGGAGGCGAAAACAAAUCGACAUUGCGAGGAUCACCAGCGACGCGAAGGUGGAUAUGAGAGGCGAAGACAGACGCCAGGAGGGACGACUUUUGCUACGCGCGAGGAUGGUAAGUUCAAUUACGAAAUCAAGUCUAAAGCGUUUUGUUGA